GUUUCAGAUUUUUCCCAAUCUCCUCCGUCAGUUCGAUUCCACUCCGACCUUACAAACAUGUCGAAGGAUCACCAAGCAAUCGCCAUCAACGAUGCGGUUCACAAGAUCCAGCUCUCUCUCCUCAACGGCAUCACUUCACAAACCCACCUCUUCUCCGCAAUGGCCCUGAUGUCUCAGUCGGACUACGAAGACGUCGUCACGGAGCGAACCAUCGCCAAGCUCUGCGGCUACCCUCUCUGCCGAUCCCCCCUCCCUUCCGACGUUUCCAGGAGAGGGAAGUACCGCGUCUCCCUGAAGGAGCACAGGGUCUACGAUGUUCGGGAGAGUCAAAAGUUCUGCUCGGGGGAGUGUCUUGUUAGCAGCAGAGCGUUUGGGAAGAGUCUGCAGGAGGUUCGUACCUCGGAGUUUGAUAUGGUGAAGCUUGGUGGGAUUGUUGGUUUGUUUGGUGGUGGUGAUGGGGAUGUGGUGGAAGAGGAGGAGGGUUUGGGUUUGGGGUUGGGGAAGUUGACUAUUUGUGAGAAGAGUGAUGUGUUGAGAGGUGGAGAGGUGGAUUUGGAGGAGUGGAUGGGUCCUUCUAGUGCUGUUGAAGGUUAUGUUCCUUUUGAUCGAAGCAAUGUCAAAUCUAGAGAUGGCAGUAAGGAGUCCAAGGCUAAGAAUAAACAAAAGAGGCAGGAGGAACCGUCUUUUAACGAGAUGGGUUUUACUAGCACGGUUAUUGUUCCUGAUGAGUGUAGUGUAAGCAGUUACAACUCCAAACAGGAUUCCAAGGCUAAGAAUAAUCAAAAGAAACAGGAGGAUCCGCCUUUUAACGAGAUGGGUUUCACUAGUGAAGUUAUCAUUCCUGAUGAGUGUAGUGUUUCAAAGGUUCCACCACAGACCAAACAAACUCCUCCUGUGGUGAAACCUGAGGAUGGCCAAGGGAAAACCCCAAAAAAAUCGAGGUUUCGUCGUGAAAAGGAAAAGGAAAAGAUCGAUUUCGCGAGCUUUGGGUUUGAUGCAAUGGGCUGUGCGAGCCCUGUCACUGCAAGUGAUGGAUACAGCGUUGAAUACAGCGUGUCUAAGCAGCCACCAUCUUCAACUGAAGACCCUCUUGGUGGCCAAAUGAAAGAUGGUCUAAAGCCUUUGGAUGAGAAGAGUUCUCUAUCUGCGUCUAAAGGGAAGGGGUUUAGGCCUCCACCACGGCGCAAACAAGCUUCUCUUGUAGGCGAAUCAAGCAAAGGGAAAACAGUUGUAACAAUCACGGAGAAGGACAUUCAAAGUUCUCUGGCUGAUGAGAUGGGUGUAAUGAGCGAUGGAUACAGUGUAGAAUAUAAUGUGUCUAAGCAUCCACCAUCUUCAAUGGAAGAUUCUCUAAGUUCUCACCUAGAAGGUUCUCAGACGUUAGACAAGAAAAAUGCUCUACUAGGAUCAUCAUCUGGUUCUAAUACAAAAGCCCUGGGAAAGAAAGUUAUUUCUGAUUCUUGUGAGGGGCUUAAAGCUCAUAAGGAUAUGUGUUCAUCAAGUGAAAUCGUCACUAAGUCAUGCCUUAAAGUCUCUGGCUCCAAGAAGCCUAGCCAUUCAGUUACUUGGGCUGAUCAGAGUGAUGGCGUCCGUGGUGAUCUUUGCGAGGUUAGAAGCAAUGAUAUCGAGUCAGGUCUCAAUACAGAGGAUGUCUCACGCCUUGCAUUAGCAGAAGCCUGUGCUAAGGCGUUGAGCCAGGCUGCUGAAGCUGUUUCUUCAGGAGAUUUAGAUGCAAGUGACGCCGCUGCAAAAGCUGGAAUCGUUUUGUUGCCAAGCACACAUCAACUUGAUGAAGAAGUUUCCGAGGAGGAAAUGAGUGAAGAAGAGGAGGAGGAGGAAGCAACUCUUCUGAAGUGGCCAAACAAGCCAGGGACGCCGGAUUCUGAUUUGUUCGAACGUGAUCAGUCUUGGUUCGAUGAAACUCCAGAGGGCUUCAAUCUAACUUUAUCACCUUUUGCAAUGAUGUGGGACUCACUGUUUGGCUGGGUGUCAUCCUCUUCACUGGCGUAUAUAUAUGGGAAAGAUGAGUCUGCUCAUGAGGAGUUUUUGUCGGUUAACGGGAAGGAGUACCCCAGGAGGAUUAGAUUGGGAGAAGGGCUUUCAUCGGAGAUCAAGGAGACUAUUGCUGGAUGUCUUGCAAGAGCUGUGUCUACAGUUGCCACUGUUCUCAAGCUGCCAGUACCUAUAUCCGAGUUAGAAAAGGGACUAGGAAGCUUGUUGGAGACAUUGUCGUUGACUGGGGCGGUUCCGUCGUUUAGGGUUGAACAAUGGCUAGUGGUUGUACUUCUGUUCCUGGACGCGUUGUCUGUGUGCCGGAUCCCUCGGAUUGCACCUUAUAUAUUGAACAGAAGCAAGGUGUUGGAAGGAAGUGGAAUUGGAAAUGAAGAGUAUGAGACAAUGAAGGAGAUUCUGUUACCGCUUGGCCGUGUUCCUCAGUUUGCUACACUAUGCGGGGCUUAGACAAAACCCGGUUUAGAGUUUUACUUGGGGAAUAUAAAAACAACUUUGAAAAAAAUGAAAAAAUCAUUUUAAAAGCUGGCUUAUGUUAUUUUUUUGACUGAUGGAUUGUUUAGUUGGAAGAUAAUGUGGUACAAAAAAAAAUCAGAAUCUACUUGGAACAAAAUGUUUCGAUAUGGGUUUGAUAAAAAUGGGGUGAGAGAUGAUGUGUU
Brassica oleracea var. oleracea is the source of this 2669-nucleotide messenger RNA. RefSeq names its product putative RNA polymerase II subunit B1 CTD phosphatase RPAP2 homolog. The coding region runs from base 58 to 2460 and encodes 800 amino acids. The record is from RefSeq and is a predicted model, not a curated record. Lineage: Eukaryota; Viridiplantae; Streptophyta; Magnoliopsida; Brassicales; Brassicaceae. Gene Ontology annotation, cellular component: nucleus; cytoplasm. The transcript is spliced from 8 exons. Gene Ontology annotation, molecular function: RNA polymerase II CTD heptapeptide repeat phosphatase activity; RNA polymerase core enzyme binding.